Messenger RNA from Symbiodinium pilosum, 1380 nucleotides. The record is from the annotation of a GenBank genome assembly. Lineage: Eukaryota; Dinophyceae; Suessiales; Symbiodiniaceae.
AUGGGCAAAGCAGCACUGGCGUUGCUGCAGGCUCCCGAUGUCAGACCUCCCAAGCGUGGGUCCGCCCGGUACUUCUAUGUUGGAAUUUGCAGCAUCACGCUCUUUCACAACCAGACCUGCGUCCAGGAGGGCAUCUCCAUAGCAUUUGUGGAAUUCUUUACUUCAGACAUAGCCAGCCUUUGCCAGCUACCACUCUCUGUUUGUCUUGGCUCCGACGAAGCUGUAAAACAUGGUAAAGUUGCAAUCACAAGAGCGGUCACAGCCCAGCCAACCUCUAGUUUCGACUCAAUGCUUCCCUUCACGAGCCAUGCCUGGCAGUGUGCGCAGAAGCCCACGGACUUGCGAGGGGAGUUCUCUACUGGCUGGGCCGCUGCGCAUGCACGGCUUGGCCCAGGUGAUCGUGGCGAUGUGGUGUACAUCGACACCGGUUCCAAUGCCCACCACUGUCAUGGGGUCGUGAUCUCUUGCUGCUCCUCAGCCUCCGGUGUGUGUCAACAUUUGCGCCAUGACGAGCUUGUGUCCGGCUUGGCGAGGCGCACUGUAGGGCAGCCAGACCAUUCUGUUUGCCUGCAGCUGGCGGACCGGGAAAUUUACGUUCCGCGCCGGCGCCUGCUUCGCGUGGUGCCGCCGAUGCAUGUGCUGGUUGUCCAUGACACAGUGGGCUAUCGACGCCUUGCGCGAACUCAAGUUGGGCAGGAUGAUGGAGUUCUGGAAGUUGGUUCUUCGUUGGGCGAGUGCACACACAUCCUGUCUUCGCAUGCCAAAGCCGUCAUUGGCAUCGAUGUUAGCCAGGAGCUUGUGGAGGAGAGCCAGCGGCGCUACCCUGGGUGCCGUUUUGAAUGGUUAGACUGCUUCCAAGAGCAAGUGCGGCUGACAGCCUUGUGCAAAGAGCUGUUGGACAUCAGCAGCGGCGGUAGCCUCAAGGUGUUCGUGGACAUUGGUGGUGACCGCACGACGAGCGACGUCUGCCUCUUCUUGGCUUUGUUGGAAGACUCUCUCAGGUCACUAAACGUGCCCUCCUCGCCAUCACUCAUUGUGAUCAAGUCCAAGGCACUGGCUGCCGCUGCCUCCGAGGUCGCUGUCCCCGACGGAACGAUCCCUCUGCCAAAGCUCCACCCCUGGUUGGAAGUCUGUGCAACACCACGGCCGUCUAGCUCCAAGCAAUUGAAAAAGAAGCUGGCGCGAGCCAGGAAGGCUCAGUGGCAGCAGGCGGAUCGCAACGCUUGGCAGGCCUUUGAGGCGCAGCGAAUACAGUGGGAGGCCCUUGAAGAGGAGGAGAGAGCGACCAUCAAGGCCGAGAUCCAGCAAAUCAAGCAGGAACAUCCGGAGGCAUGGGGAGAGACGGUGAAGUCCUUCCUGACGCGCCGCUUGUUGACCGGG